AUGGACCAGCCUUUUGAUUUUCCAGAGGCCAACCUUACAGGUCUAACUUCACCGCUACUGGAGGCUUCAGAACCUUUGGCAGUCCCAGAAGAAAUAUCGUCUAUACCGCAGCCUGCUCCAGCUACUCAAACACAACCAGCAGUACCACCAGCACCACCAGCACCACCAGCACCACCAGCACGGAAACGGCCCAUGCGCCGUAAAAUAGACCGCUCCAAAAUCACUACAUCCUCUUUAGCAACCACCAACGUUCAAAGUCCUGAGCCAACAUCUGCUCCAGGCUCGAAAGGUUCCCAGAAAAGUGCAUCUUCUUUCUCACCUCCCAAGGUUUACAAUGAUCUUGAUUUUUUCAACCUCGAUACUGGGGGAAAUGACGAGGAGGAGGAAGAAGAACUGCAAAAAGAAAACAUUAAAAAGGAUACAACCAAUGCUCCGCCAGUACCCAAAAAUGAAGUCUCUUCAUCGAACACAAAUUCUAAGUCUAAUAAUAAUAUUAAUAAUAAUAAUAAACGAACACGGUCCCAGUCUUUUACCCAAACAAUACAUGCAGCCGCAAAUGCAGGAACGCAGCCGAACUCAACUGGACACCUGAACAAUUCAAAUGAACCAAUUGUUCUAUCUGAUGAUGAUGAAGAUAUCGUUAUAUCAUCAGGCCCACACAUCAAUAACGGAAUCAGUGAUGAAAACAAAAAUGAAAACAAUAACGCGAGAAUAAUACGUCAUCAAGAGGUUUCAUCUCAUUCAUUAACAGCGUCACCAUCUCCCGGCGCAGGCGCAGGUGGCGGUAGUACGACCCCUCUUUUUGAGAGCCGGAGCACGUUAUUGCUGCGCAAAGAGGAAGAAACAGCUCAGGAAGUACAGAGAAUCAAGGAACGGAUGCUGAACCGACAAAAAAAACGAAAGAUGGCUGAAAGCAAACCUGGAAGCUCUUUUAAUGUGACUAUUGUGCUGCGCACAAAGGUUACUGAUUUAGAAGCGUUGGUUCCACCAUUUUUUGAAAGUGUGACGAGUACGGAUUCGCUGGGCCCUAUUUUUCAAAAAUAUAAAGACCGAGUCAAAAAGUUUUCAGAAGAGCGACGUAUUUCUCUUCAAGAUAUUGUCUUUGUAUGGAAAAACAAAAUUUUAUUCCCCACAUCAUCCCCUGAAAUUCUCAAGGUUACGGAAGAUACACCUACCUUGCUAAUUGAUGUCAUGUUAAGAUUAGAAUUUGACUAUCAAAACGAUGAAGAUUUAAAUCGUGAACUUCAAAAUGUUGAAAGAGAUCCUCAACAGGUGUUUGAAGCACGACUUAAACAAGAAAUGGAAGCAGAGCAACUGGCUCGCAAAGCCCAAGAAGAAAAAGAAAAGAGUGCUAGUGCUGGUGCAAGUGAUGAUACUGACGGGUACUUCCGUAUUAAAUUACGGGGAAAAGACAAUAAUCCAAUUUCUGUAAAGGUCCGGGCUCAAACAACGAUGAAGACUUUAGUGGAGUAUUAUUGUAAGAAUCAAAAUAUUGAAGCGGCUCUGUGGCCCAAAGUACGGCUGGUUUUCGAUGAUGAAGACCUUGAAAUGAGCGGGACAGUGGGAGACACGGAACUUGAAGAAGAUUUUACGGUGGAAGUUUAUAUUGAUUGA
This is a messenger RNA of Magnusiomyces paraingens, 1614 nucleotides long. RefSeq lists its product as uncharacterized. Gene Ontology annotation, biological process: protein sumoylation. The coding region runs from base 1 to 1614 and encodes 537 amino acids. The record is from RefSeq and is a predicted model, not a curated record. Gene Ontology annotation, cellular component: nucleus. The transcript has a single exon. Gene Ontology annotation, molecular function: ubiquitin-like protein ligase binding; protein tag activity. Lineage: Eukaryota; Fungi; Ascomycota; Dipodascomycetes; Dipodascales; Dipodascaceae.